This is a messenger RNA of Hevea brasiliensis (rubber tree), 2823 nucleotides long. RefSeq lists its product as uncharacterized. The coding region runs from base 834 to 2591 and encodes 585 amino acids. NCBI's taxonomy places the organism in Eukaryota, Viridiplantae, Streptophyta, Magnoliopsida, Malpighiales, Euphorbiaceae. The transcript is spliced from 10 exons. The record is from RefSeq and is a predicted model, not a curated record.
UAGGAAGAGGAAGAGAGAGUUGCAAGCGGUGGAUAUGUGAUGAAUGGUGAUGAUGAAACAGAGUUGUUACUUGUAAGUGGUCACCCACCCACUAGCAUUCCACUGUCUAUUGCGACCCAGCUCUGUCCAUCCAUGAUCCAUCCUCUCCUCUCUUCACUCGAUGAACACUUGCAUGCAAGCAUGAAGCUGAACUUGAAUGCUAAAAGCAUCAUAGUUAUGCAAGAAAAUAAAACAUUUUCAGCCUGAAAGUCUGUGUCUUUGUUUGAUUAUUUUUAAUGAUCGGUGAGGUUUGUUUUGUCUGUGACUAUCUGUGACCGUUAACCUUUUCUUGGAUGACGCUUUUUAGCUCCAUCCAAUCCUCCUCGUCGUUUUCUUUCUUCUUCUUGCUGUAACCUUUUGUUGCUUUCUUCUCUCUUCUCACACAGUCUUCGAGAUUUUCUUUUUCUUUAUCUUAUGAUCUUAUAAUAUAUACAAAAAAUUAAACCGCUUCUGUUAAGCACUUUGAGCAGAGCAGCAGGCACUCGCCUCUACCCACCAUUUCUGUUUCAGGGCCUCUUUCCAUUCAAUUUUCCCGCUCUUUGUUGACAAAAAAAAAAAGAAGAAAAUAUAAAACUCAAGUAUUUUGCUUCUGCAAUUUCCUCCUCUCUUUCUAUUUCCCCAUUUUUGGAGAAUUAUUAUCAGUCAUCUUUUUCAGGUUAUAAUUGAUCUUGGUGCAUAGUUCCUUCGUUUUCAAGUGAGAAAAAGAUGAACACUCGAGUCCGCACUGCUCUUCAGACAAUGAAAGCUCCAUUAAACCAUGAUAAACAUUUGUUAUUGAAAUUGCAAAGGAGAAGAUGGAGACUCAAGGAAGCAGAGCAAAGGCUGCCCAGAAAUCUGCUGUUAAUCGGCGUCGAUCAAACAGGGAGAGGAAAUUGGCCUUGCUACAAGAUGUUGAUAAGCUAAAGAAGAAGCUUAGACAUGAAGAGAAUGUUCACAGAGCAUUAGAGAGGGCUUUUACUAGGCCUUUGGGUGCUCUACCUCGCUUGCCUCCUUAUCUACCCCAAAAUACAUUAGAGCUGCUAGCUGAAGUAGCUGUUUUAGAAGAAGAAGUUGUUCGCCUUGAAGAGCAAGUUGUGAAUUUUAGACAAGGACUCUAUCAGGAAGCUGUGUACAUCUCCUCCAAGAAGAAUGUGGAGAAUUCCAAUGAUGCAAUUGACCAACCCCAACCUUCCCCUACAAGACCAAAACAUGCACGAUCGAAGUCCCUUUCGCAUAAUGAGUUCAAUUCUGCUGCAUUUGCAGGCAGGCCUCACUCUUCCCUUGCAAGAAGCACUUCAAGUAGAAAGCUAAUUUCCUCCGACACUAUCGCCGAUCGAUUAGCACAUAGUUCCAAACAAGCUUAUGGUAAACCCAAUUCCUCUUCAUUGGAUGAUGGGAGAGGAAAGGAGAAUCAGUCAUGUACUAAUUCCGUGAAGGAUAAGCAAUCUCCAGGCAAGAAAACUGUAAAAAUUGUGACUCCAAUUAAGAGAGUAUCAUACAAGCAUGAAUCUGAGAAGUCCUUGGAUCCUUUAAAGAUAGAGUGCAGAUUAAUAGAGCAGGAAAGAGCACAAGAAAGCUCUUCUGGCUCUUCAGAGGAUAAAGUAUCAGAAACUAACAUCACAGUCUCACCGAAUAAGGUAUCCGAGGAUAUAUUGAAGUGUUUGUCAAGCAUUUUGUUAAGGAUUAGCACAUUUAAGGACAAAUCAGUAGAAUCAGGAACUUUACUCUCACGAUCAGCCUUUGUUUCUCUGGAGUGCAAUGAAGAAAUUGAGAUUUGGGAUCCUUAUGCUAUCUCUUCAGAGUCCAGAGCUAGAGAUAUUGGUCCCUAUAAGCAUCUUUGUGCAAUUGAAGCUAGUUCAAUUGAUCUCAACCGCACGACAAAUGCCUUGUUUUUGAUCCAUAGACUAAAGUUCCUACUUGGGAAACUUGCCUCUGUAAAUUUGGAGGGUCUUACCCAUCAGCAGAAGCUUGCUUUCUGGAUAAACACUUAUAAUUCGUGCAUGAUGAAUGCAAUUUUGGAGCAUGGGAUACCCAAGACUCCUGAAAUGGUUGUAGCACUAAUGCAAAAGGCAACAAUUACUGUAGGGGGACAACUACUGAAUGCAAUUACCAUUGAGCAUUUCAUCUUGAGACUUCCUUAUCACUUGAAAUUUACCUGUUCAAAAUCUACAAAAAAUGAUGAGAUGAAAACUCGCAGCAUAUUUGGAUUGGAGUGGUCUGAACCUUUGGUUACAUUUGCACUCUCCUGUGGAAGUUGGUCAUCCCCUGCUGUAAGAGUGUAUACAGCCCCUAAUGUUGAAGAGGAGUUAGAAGCAGCAAAGAGAGAGUAUUUACAGGCAGCAGUUGGGAUUUCAACGACAAACAAGUUAAUAAUUCCUAAGCUGUUAGACUGGUAUCUACUAGACUUUGCAAAGGACAUAGAAUCAUUGCUUGAUUGGGUGUGUCUGCAGCUGCCUGAUGAACUCAGGAAUGAAGCAGUUAAAUUUGUUGAAAUAAGGGGAACAGAACCACUUUCACAGCUGGUACAAGUGAUGCCAUAUGAUUUCAGUUUCAGGUUGCUUUUACACCGGUGAAAAAUUUUAUUUCUUUUUUUCAUGUCCAGACCUUCCAUCUACGUUCUGCCAAAAACUAUAGAAAGUAACUAUAGAAACAGUCGAAGUACAUGCACAGUCCUAUCACUGUAAACAGCUAGCUCUGGGGGAAUAGUGUUUUCUUCAGAUGGGUUUUUGGCUUCUGUGAUUGUUACAUUAAAAUUUGAUUUGGGGAAGAGUAUAUGAGGAAUACAAAUACCUUUCAGUUCAUUCA